AUGGCCACCAAACGCACCCGGAGUUUCGAUGCAAAUCCAGCGGAAAUGCGGACUACAGAAGCUCCGGUCAAGAAGAGGAAAGGCUUUUCAGUUGGGCCUGCAAAUUUACCCGAUGGGACCUAUCGUCGCAAGACUCAGAAGAUCAAGUCUGAUCUGAUCCAAAAGGCCAAGGUCAAGAAAGCCUAUGCCAAAGUCAAAGCCGAACAGCUCGUCACCACACCCCGCAGACCUACAUACGCCGUUGCUGAGGAAGACGAUGGAAAUGAGAAGGAUAAAGGCGAUGACAAGUCUCUGCAAGCAGAACCGGCUACUUUAGAUCUCCAUCCGGAUCGACAAGCCAUGUUGGAUGAACCCGAACCCGAGCGAACCCCCAAACCGGAGCGUGCGCAAAGGCAUGAUGGUGACCAGGGCCGUCGAGUGCGGAAGCCGAAGCGGUCGGCAUUCUCCAAGGAGAUGGAAAUUGCGGAGAAGCGUCGGCAGGAAGCAGAGAAGCGGAGAGAGGAGCGUGAGUUUAAGCAGAAGAAUCGAGAGGCAAUGACCCGGGCUAGACGGCCGGAUCGGAAUGGGAAGAGAAGGCUGGGUCGUGAAAGCAAGGUGCUCCUUGACCGCGUGCAAAGAAUGGUUGGUCAAGCGUAG
Molecule: messenger RNA, 636 nt
Organism: Aspergillus tanneri
Lineage: Eukaryota; Fungi; Ascomycota; Eurotiomycetes; Eurotiales; Aspergillaceae
Exons: 2
Coding region: 1-636 (211 amino acids)
Source: RefSeq, a predicted model, not a curated record